Molecule: messenger RNA, 315 nt
Organism: Blepharisma stoltei
Lineage: Eukaryota; Ciliophora; Heterotrichea; Heterotrichida; Blepharismidae
Source: the annotation of a GenBank genome assembly
AUGUUUGUUAUAAAGAAUAAUCUAGACGAGAAAUUUAACUUGAUGCCAUUCAGUGAAGUCAUUUUCUGUUGCAGUCCAAUAAAAAUAUGUUUUUAUCCGCUUGGGAACAAGGCCAAACUGACUUGGAGCAAAAUCUCCUUGAUUUUGACUUAUGUCAAAUCGGUAAACGAGAGAGAUCUUCCUCAUUUUUCGAUCUCCUCUCUUCUUCCACGUGCUCUAACACCACAGAUUUCAACACAGACCCAUACGAUGAAGAUUGCAACUCGCAGUUCAAAGAUUCCUCAUUCAAUGUCACCCUCAGCCCUCACAUCUUAG